AAUCAUCAGUCUCAUUAUCACUCGCUAUGAUGGAGACUGGAGCUGUGGUGCAGGUGACACACGCCGCGAGCGGCUAUUCGUUCCGCGCGUUGGUUGAGCGAGUCGCCUCCUCCGACUCGUUGAUGCUGAGUCUGUGCAGUUUGGAGCGGCCGUAUGAGAAACUCAAGGUGGCGCUGAAUGGCCAAGUGAACUGGGUGCUGGCUGCCGCCAAAUUCGCCGCUUUCCUGGUGGAGUUCGAAGCGCCUGGAGAAACAAAAGAUGGCGAGUAUUUGGUGCAUUUCAAGGCGGUGGCGCACCAGAAGAAGGUCAAUCGCUCGCAGUCCAAUGGAUGGUACUUGGGUGUGGAUUCGUCGGGCCUCAUUGGCGACGCUGGCAAAGGGGAGGACAGUCUGUUCUGUGUAGCAGUAGUAUCGACGCGAGCAGCUUUCGCAUUGGACACUACGCGCUCGUUGAUGACAAACUCACAGCACAAAUCGCUGUUAAGUGAGUCGCAGCGACGGUCGUUCAUGCAGAACGGAUAUUUGCAGAUCCGUGGAGCUGUCCCACUGCCUUUGGCCAAUGCGGCGCUGCGGCGUAUCAAUCAUGACCUCGGUAUCCCAGGAAACAUGAUCGAUGGCGGAGUGGAAGGUGCAAUCAAACUGGCAGGUAAAACGUCCAACAGCGACGUGAUAUUGGAUCUCUACUACCUCUCGGACGUCAGCAAGUACGUAGAAGCGCUUGUUGGCAUUGAUCAAGUGGUGCCGCCCCAAGGAGCCCAGAUUGCGUUGCGAUUUCCAGAGCUUGGCGAGCCACGAGAACCUCUGGGUACCGAAUGGCACACAGACGGUAUGCGGCAGGGUCAUUUACAUCCAUUCACUUUGUUGGCGGGCAUCGCGCUUUCGAACGUACCAGAGCCGUUAUGCGGCAACUUGACUGUGUUUUCUGGCUCGCACAUGUCGCUUCACAGCCGCUUGACUGCCGACGGUAAACUUCGUGGCCACGACGACGAGUGCUAUAAGGCCGAUAGCGUGUGGGGGGAUGGCACACUACCGGACUUGGGUACACCUGUACAGCUCUUGGCAGCACGUGGUGACCUAGUGCUGGCACACCCCAACCUUGCACAUCGUGGUGGCCUCAACUUUUCUCCAGACAUUCGCUACCAAGUAUACUUCCGAAUCAAGCACAAGCGGCUAAAUGAGCUCCAACAGGACUGCAUCACAGACCUAUGGGCAGACUUACAGGGACUCGGUUUAGACGAUAAGACUUCUAUCAGCCAAGAUGUUUAGCGUUUAUUAUAUAGAGAACGGGAUCACAGUGAUCGACACACGAAUGUUGCGGUGUACAAAAGACUAACCACAAAAGGAGUCCACAGACUCAACUCACAAAUUACGAGAUGCAUCAUCAUACUACUCGUCCAGACUGCUCAAAAGAUGCUGGUGGCUGUUU
Messenger RNA from Phytophthora nicotianae INRA-310, 1425 nucleotides. RefSeq lists its product as hypothetical. Lineage: Eukaryota; Oomycota; Peronosporomycetes; Peronosporales; Peronosporaceae. The record is from RefSeq and is a predicted model, not a curated record. The transcript has a single exon. The coding region runs from base 27 to 1265 and encodes 412 amino acids.